AUGCAGCACAAGACCAUCCCAGGUGCAAAUGGGCUGGUCGCGUUUGCAAGCAAAGUCGGCUGGCUGAUCUUUGGCACGAUAGGUGUAAACAGCAAAGCGGAAGAGCAAGUGCUAACCGCGACUAUAGACGCUCAAAAACCAAUGAUGGACUUCAAGGAAUUUUGGAGUCUAGAACAUAUGGGGAUAACCUUGCAAGAAAAGGCAGAACCCGCAUUCUUGGAGGCCUAUCAGGAGACGAUUCAGCGGGCCGAAGAUGGGCGAUACAUGGGGUUGUUCCCCAUCAAGAUCGGCCAUCGCAGAAUCGAAUCCAACCGGAACAUAGCGAUGAUACUGCUGCAAGGGCUGCUGGGCAAGACCCAAUUGGAAGAUAAACUGAAAUAUCAUGAGAUACUCCAGCAAUGUAUCAGAGACGGAUUUAUUGAAGAAGCCGACUUAGAAUUCACCGGUAACUGCACCUACUUGCCUCACCGCCCGGUGAUUAAAGUAGGCGCGGAGACAACGAAAAUUCGGCCGGUGUUCGAUGGAUCAGCCCACAUGAAGGACAGACCUAGCAUCAAUGAUGCUUUGGAAAUAGGGCCAAAUCUAAGCCCGGAAGUAUUAGCAGUCUUGUUGCGGUUGCGACAGAAUCGGAUAGCCUGGACUGCCGAUAUCACUCAGGCGUUUCUCCAAGUGGAGAUCCGCCCGGAGCACGGGCAGUUGAUCAGGUUCAUUUGGAUCGAUGACCCUAGGAAAGCACAGCCAGACUGA
This is a messenger RNA of Daphnia magna, 747 nucleotides long. RefSeq lists its product as uncharacterized. The transcript has a single exon. NCBI's taxonomy places the organism in Eukaryota, Metazoa, Arthropoda, Branchiopoda, Diplostraca, Daphniidae. Bases 1 to 747 code for a protein of 248 amino acids. The record is from RefSeq and is a predicted model, not a curated record.